CACAAAAAGCCUCUCGUCAGUGAAGGAAAGCCCCGUUCUGGCAGCUCCUUCAGUGAAGCACAGCCUCUCCUCCGCUCAUGUUAUUGAGGAGAAGAGGAGCGGAGCGGAGGCGACGGAACCGCGUCAUGGCGCGGCUUUAGGACAAACACAGCACGAGCUCCUCUGAAACACACACCGGCGGGAGUCUAUUAGUGACGGCGGGCGACAGUGCGAUCAUGCGGUGCGCGGGCAGCAGAAUCUGAACGCGUCUGCCGUUAUAAAGAUGUCCGCGGAACAGCAGCGCGACGCGACGCGGGCCGAGGUGCAGCGCCUGUCCCGGGAGCUGGCCGAGACCACGCGGGAGAAGAUCCAGGCGGCGGAGUACGGGCUCGCGGUGCUGGAGGAGAAGCAGCAGCUGAAGCAGCAGUACGACGAGCUGGAGGCGGAGCACGAGAGCGUCCGCCAGGAGCUGGAGCAGCUCAGAGAGGCGUUUGGACAGGCCCACUCCAACCACAAGAAGGUGGCAGCUGACGGCGAGAGCCGCGAGGAGUCGCUGAUCCAGGAAUCUGCCUGUAAGGAGGCGUAUUACGAGCAGCGCAUGCAAGAGCUGCAGACCGAGCUGCGACAAGCACGUAACAUGCUGACCAACGUCCAGUCCGAGAACGAUCGGCUCGCCACCAUCUCUCAGGAACUCAGAGAGGGCAGUCAGAUGGUGGAGCUGCAGAGGUCUCGUCUGCGCGACGACAUCAAGGAGUUCAAGUUCAGAGAGGCUCGUCUGCUGCAGGACUACAGCGAGCUCGAGGAGGAGAACAUCACCCUGCAGAAGCACGUGUCUGUCUUAAAGCAGAGCCAGGUGGAGUUUGAGGGUCUGAAACACGAAAUCCGGCGUCUGGAGGAAGAUACCCAGUUUCUGAACAGCCAGCUGGAAGACGCCAUCCGUCUGAAGGAGAUCGCUGAGAGGCAGCUGGGGGAGGCGCUGGAAACCAUCAAGACUGAGAGGGAACAGAAGGCCGCCUUGAGAAAGGAGUUGUCUCAGUACAUGACCAUCGGAGACUCGAUGUAUCACAGUCCUCUGAGCAUCUCCCUCGAUGGGCUGAAGUUCAGCGACGACACCUCACUCGAGCCCAACAACGACGAACCCCUCCAGGUCUACGAGAAUGGCUUUGACAAGAUCGACAGCAAUGACAACCGUGUUUCCACGCCCAAGAAAGGAGAGCUGUUCCACCCUUCCUCCAGCCUCGUGGACAAUCUGCUGAAUGAGCUCAACAUCUCCGAGAUCCAGAAGCUCAAACAACAGCUGCUGCAGGUGGAGCGGGAGAAGGUGACGCUGCUGUCGACCCUGCAGGAGUCUCAGAAGCAGCUGGAGCAGGCUCACGGAGCGCUGUCUGAGCAGCACGAGAAGGUCAGCCGUCUCACCGAGAACCUCAACGCCGUCCGCAAACUCCAGGCCAGCAAAGAGCGCCAGUCCGCUCUGGACAACGAGAAAGAUCGCGACAGCCACGAGGACAGUGAGUACUAUGAGGUGGACAUCAACGGCCCCGAGAUCCUGGAGUGCAAGUACAAGGUCGCUGUGUCUGAGGCGAGUCAACUAAAGGAGGAGCUCAAAACAUUAACAGCCGAACAUUCAGCGUGUCAGUCUCAGUAUAAGGAGGAGCGGGCGCAGCUGGAGUGCCAGGUUGCAUCUUUAGGUGCGCAGGUGACUUCUCUGGAGCGCAGCAGCAGAGUCGAGCGCGAGCAGCUGGCGCGGCUGGAGAAAGAGCUACGGCAAGCCAGCGAAGUGGCAGGCGAAUCCCAGGGCAGCCUUAACAUCGCACAGGACGAGCUUGCCACCUUCAGCGAGGAGCUGGCCAACCUCUACCAUCACGUGUGCAUGUGCAACAACGAAACGCCCAACCGCAUCAUGCUCGACUUCUACCGCGAAGGUAAGGCUGGCGUUACUCAGACCUCAGGGACUGACGGUCGCGGCCGCCGCUCGCCCAUCCUCCUGACCCGAGGACUCUUCCCCAGCGACGGAGCGUCGUCUCCGGUCUCCUCCGUCCCGUCCCCGGUGGCUGAUCCCCGCAAAGAGCCCAUGAACAUCUAUAACCUGGUGGCUAUCAUCCGUGACCAGAUCAGACACCUGCAGCUAGCGGUGGACCGCACCACCGAGCUCUCGCGCCAGCGCAUGGCUUCCCUGGAGCUGGGCCUCGGGGCGGACCGAGACCAGGAGGCCAGCGUGGAGGAGAUCCUCAAACUCAAAUCACUCCUCAGCACCAAGAGGGAGCAGAUAGCCACACUGAGAACCGUCCUGAAGGCCAACAAGCAGACCGCUGAGGUGGCCCUGGCCAACCUGAAGAGCAAAUACGAGAACGAGAAGGCCAUGGUGACUGAAACCAUGAUGAAGCUUCGCAAUGAGCUCAAAGCCCUUAAAGAGGACGCAGCCACUUUCUCCUCGCUCAGGGCCAUGUUUGCCACGCGCUGUGACGAGUAUGUGACUCAGUUGGAUGAGAUGCAGAGGCAGCUGGCUGCUGCGGAGGAUGAGAAGAAGACACUGAACUCCCUCCUCCGUAUGGCCAUCCAGCAGAAGCUGGCGCUCACCCAACGCCUGGAGGAUCUGGAGUUCGACCACGAGCAGACCCGCCGCGGCGGAGCCAAUGGCCGCUCUAAGACCGCCUCCUCACGCGGGAAACCCACCCACUCCCACGUAAGUCACCCGGCCGCCGCCACCUGCGGGGGUCGAGCAGAGCCCAACGGCCUCCUGGGAACGCCGGUGGUGUUCUGCAGCGAGAAGUACAAGAUCUACUGCGACUGAAGCUGCGUGAGCCUCAUCAGCCGUUGUACAAAGCUCCACUCUCGCGCUCUCUUGCUUGCUGUGUGCUAACCUGUGUCCGUGUGUUUAGGGCUAAAUAUGGUCAUGCCUGCUAGCAUCCUCGUAGCCAGGUGCAUGUUGUAGUGCUAGCUAAGGGCAGAAUGAAAUAACUUUUAGUCUUAUAGGUGAAGUGUAUUUCUGCUAGCGGCACCAAACCCAAUUGCACAAUUUUACAGCUCAAGGCAGCGUUUUUAGAUUAGACGUGAAUGAGAGUGCUAGCCAUAGGAUUGUUGAAUUGUGGUCACAAGUCAAUAGCCAUUUGCCCGUUUUCCUCUGUCCAUCUCUCUCCUGCCUCUGAAAUCAGCAGCCCGUCCAAUCAGGUAACUCGUGUUUACAUGCCUGAUCAAACUAAAUAUGCAAAUCUCCUCCCUGCCUUGUUGAUAUGCAGGAAAACUCCUAGAAGUAUGCCAUUUUUGUUUUGCUUUUGCAAGAAAACAGAAAUAACAUCAAAAACGAAAACUUGACGGGUUGGAGAGUGUGUGUGUGUUUUAACAAUGUCACUCGUGAGGCAGGCGGGAACGACGCGUGUUCAUAAAUCAGAAUGUGCCACGAACCCAGUGGGCUUCUGGCUUGCUUUUUCAUUAGAUGUCUGGCUGCAGAACUGAGAGCUUUAAUAUGUCUUAGACUCGAUUACGUUUACUUGAGCACACACGGCUUUACAUGGUGAAGUCAUGGUGAAGGGCUUGCCACGUGCUGUCAACAUAUUUCCAUUGCAGAUGAAACAUUAGAGAGGCCUUAUCUGUCGUUUCUGUGCUCUAAAUAGCGUGGCCGUCUCAUUUCAAGACGAGAAGGACAAACCAAAUUACUCUUUUUGGCAAACAAAAGACUCAAAGUUUCAGGCUUUCCUUCUCUGGCUUGCUUAAAACAUCCUGAAUCAGCUUUUCAUGAUAAUAUCAUUUAUUCCUAGUUACAAUCAACCUUCACAUUUGUAAUCUGUAUAUGAUAUGAAUCUCUAAUCUCCAUAUAGAUUGCAUUCACCGUUUUGUGUUUGCAUCACGUGAAAGAUUGACACAACUGAAGCGGUCGAUGCCGAGCUAGGGUUUUUAGACAAACGGAAAUAAAAGUUCAUAGUCUAUUUGCAAGCUAAUGUCGAUUAAUACAUGAAUUGCUGCAAAUGGGCUAAUGAAUGGCUUCUCUGAAUCGCUGUAUUUUUAAAUAGCAGUGUUAACUAAAAAUUACAUGCAUCUUUCAUGUUAAUUCAGUUAAUCUAGCCAGGUCUGUUCCCAUAUGAUCUAGUGGUUAGGAUUCCUGGUUGUUACCAGGCCGCCUGGGUUCGACUCCCGGUAUGGGAAGGGAUGCCUCCGGCACUGCCCACUCUCAUCACAUUAUUGAUGUUUCUUUUGGAAUUUAAUUGACCAGUCACAGAAAAAGACGAAAUGUCUAGCAAUCAAAAAAAAAGAAAGUUGGUCGGUUGGUAGUUUCGCCAAAUGUUUCUCCAUUGACUGGUCAAAAACGCUGUACAACUCAUUAACUUCACUACUUAUUUGGCUUGACCUGGUGAGGUUGAGGUUUUUAGUUCUUGUGAGAACCUCUGGCUUCCUGCAUCCUGUCCUUCUUUUCCACACUCGCAUCACUUGUGCUGCGUUUGGCUUCUGCUGACUAAUCCGGGUUUUCCAUGGAGUUCUGCUGGAACGCCGCUUGAGCAGCCGCUGCGUGACGUUCAACGCAAUGCUAACGGCUUUUAUUUCUUUGUUUUCCGAUUUUGCAGUAACGUUCAGCCUGAGCUGGAACUCAACAUUGCACCACUGCCUACAAACCCAGUAAACCGUCUUGGAGCUACGAGAUGCAUUUGGGCUCUUUUUACACACACGGGAAGCCAGAGGUCACAAAGUCCUGAAAACUUUAAUGAAUAAAAUUCAACUACAAAUUUUUUUAAAUAAUAAUAAUAUGGGCUAACGUUCUUUUUCCUCAAGACAUUCAUUGAUGUUUUGAGAUUUUAUAAGCUUUGAUCUUUUAAUAUAAAGUCAUAUUGCUUUGUUAUAUUAGUCUAUAGUUUGAGGUGUUCUGGUCUAGGAGUCCGUUCACGUAUUUUACACUACUAUUUUAAGAGUAUUCGUCAUGUAUUCAUAAUCACAUGAUCCAUAUUCUCCAGUGCUGUCAUCUUUAUGAAAUGAAUCCAUAAGAGUAUAUCUGUGUGUUUUACUGAAAUGUUAUGUUUCUCACACUGACACAUUUUUUACGGCCACGUUUUAACGCUGGGCUUUCGUCUAUUUAUUAUCACUGUUAUUUUGUCUAAAUACUAAUAUUUCAAAGUGAACAAAAAAAUAAAUAAAUUGUGGCUUAAUCGAAUCAGAAGACUUUGGUUAAACAAAACCAGCAAAUCGAUAAAAAUCUGAAUGGAUUUUUUCCUAACACUCAACAAUAAGGUUCGAAUAACAACCAAUGCAGCGUUUAUUAAUCUAGUAUCGUUACUUUAUACAGGAAUACGUCUCAUAACGUUGUAUAAACUAACAUUAGAUCAAGCGUGAAUUAACAGUAACCAAGUGAAUAUUAAAAUAUAUUGACAUUAGCCUGGAUGAAUUCAGAGCUGUACCUUAUUGUGAGUGUUUCAAGCACCUUCACUCGAGCUUUCCGUGGGUCACUGAUCUUCUGCAUUCAGUACAAGAGGAAAUGAAUUAAUUCCAAAUUGGAAUGCUGUAGUUCUCUCUGUGUAUCGUGCCAAGUGUGGGUACAACGUUUGGGUUGGCUAAAAGGAUCAGAAGCGCCGAGACGAGGGUCUGCCCUGCUUUACCUUGCCCUCAAUUUGGUUUGUUUUUCGUUUAUGAUCUUCAUUCUGACCAUUAGUGCCUUUUUUGUUCUUUGAAGAGAGAAUCGUUAGUUUAGCGUUUAGUUUUUGUAUUUUAUUUUCCUCACUCCUAAAGGAAGAACAGCAGAUGACUUGUUUUAAACUUAGCAGCAGCAAUAAGUACAGAAGACAUUCGUUCUGUGUUCAAGGGUGUGACGAUAUUAAAUAUUAGAGAAAUAAAACAGAUUGUGCUGAAUUCGGCAGGUCAGUGAUCCAAAUAGCAAAUUCAGGGGUUUUAGAAAAUGUUAUGUUUUUUGUCAAAUGGUUUGAAGCCGGAGUUAUUGUUUGCCUCAAUAUGAACAAAUGUGUUGAGACACGAAACCUGCGCGGUGUUUUGUGUCGGAGACCGGUGGUGUUCUAGCUUUGUAUGGUGAGGUAGCUGAGGUCAUGUGAUAUUGAUAGUAUUGUUAACAAUUGUGAGAAAGCUUGUGUCUUUUUCUGUCCAAUUGUUUUGUUUUUGUUUUUAAUACAUUUUUCACAUGGUUAUUAUAUGAGCAUUACAAAUUCAGGAAACAGAAAACGUGUUGCAUCAACAAGCAGAUAGUGUCACAUUUUGUUUGUUGAGGCGUAAAACUAAUAAAUAGAGUCGGGAAGUGAGGAUAAAACUAAAUAAAGUGCAAUUAAACCAAAAGGACGUUAUGUGGUAACUGAGGUUUUCUGUUUGCUGGAAGUGAUGGCAUUGUGAUAUUCAACUAGCUGUGGAAGCUUAUUAUUGGAAACUCUUCUUAUCGUGUUCCAGUAUUGAUCUAUAAGGACCUAUAAGUUUGAUACCUUUAUAUGAAAUAACAUUCAUUUGUUUGUAUUAAUUUGAAAUGUGGUCAAUACUGAACUUUAUAAUGUGCAUUAUUAUGUCAUAUGCAUGUUUCUUUCAGCUAUGAGACUUGUACACAGAACCGAAAACAAACUUAGAACUCGAAAGACAAAAAAGAAAACAAAAGAAGAGGAGAGAAAUGUUUGGUUUUUAAUUGGUCCUUUACUCUUGAACUAGUGGAGUUGAAGUAUUGUUUUCUAGAGGGUCGUCUGUGUAGAAGUAGUCAUGCUGGCUCAAGUCAGUAAUACAAAUAAAAAGUCACUCGACAUUU
Carassius auratus (goldfish) is the source of this 6694-nucleotide messenger RNA. RefSeq names its product BICD cargo adaptor 2 (gene bicd2a). The record is from RefSeq and is a predicted model, not a curated record. The transcript has 9 exons. NCBI's taxonomy places the organism in Eukaryota, Metazoa, Chordata, Actinopteri, Cypriniformes, Cyprinidae. Gene Ontology annotation, biological process: microtubule anchoring at microtubule organizing center; protein localization to organelle; regulation of microtubule cytoskeleton organization. Gene Ontology annotation, cellular component: Golgi apparatus; cytosol. Gene Ontology annotation, molecular function: cytoskeletal adaptor activity; dynein complex binding; dynactin binding. The coding region runs from base 263 to 2770 and encodes 835 amino acids.